AUGGCCUCUGGAAACGAAAGUUAUGGAACGCCGCCCGGACCACUGCAGAUCAAAAUGAUAAACGAAUUAGUACUUACAAUCCUCCUCGUGGUUUUCAACGUCAUUAUUGUAGGAGCCAUCAGCUUCUUUGGCAUUGUGGCUAACGUCAUCAACCUAAUCGUUUUUAUCAGACAGGGUUUUAAAGACACUAUGAACAUUUCUUUGUUCAGCCUGGCCAUUUCCGAUAUAGGGGCACUGACUCCGACGCUAUGGGCGACCGUUGGUUUUAACCCUUUAUUUGUAAAUGUUGAUCUGCCGUAUAAUGCCCAGGAGGUCGUGUACCUCACGGCAGGGUGGCCACACAUUUGCUUUUCACGUAUCUCUGGUUGGAUUACAGCCUUCAUAAUGCUGGAAAGAUGUCUCUGUAUUGCUGUGCCUCUGAAAGUUAAAACAAUGAUAACAGUAAAGAGAACAGUUAUCGCACUCGUUAGCAUAUACGUGACAAUGAUAGGUGCCAUGCUGCCAGUGUUUUAUGCCCUUCGUCUGGAGCCCAGAUAUUCUCCUCUAAAGAAUGAGACAAAGUUUAGAACCGUUUAUAUUCCAAACGGCUUUGCAAUAGAAAGUGUUGUAUUCUUGAUCUUUUCUUUCUCUCAGUUCAUCAGCUUAAGCGUGGUCAUCAUUUGCACUAUACUCCUUGUCAAAACCCUUAUUACCAAAUCAAAAUGGCGGAAGUCUACUUCCAGUUCUGGAGAUCAUGACUCCUUUUCAAAUAGAGACAAGAAAGUUGUGAAGUUGGUUCUAUGUAUUGCGAUCAUAUUCAUAGUAUGCCUCUUGACAGGUGCGAUUAUAAAUGUUGCACAAAGUUUAGAACCCGAAUUUAACAUAACAGGGAAAUACAGAGACCUGUUUGUGCUGAUCUGGUCAUUGUUUUCUUUCUUAUCGGCAGCGAAUUCCGCAGUGAAUAUCUUUGUGUAUUACAACAUGAGUUCAAAGUACAAGCAGAUCCUGGACAAAAUGUUCCUCCGAGGCACAGAGGGCUAA
Aplysia californica (California sea hare) is the source of this 1020-nucleotide messenger RNA. Its product is annotated as growth hormone secretagogue receptor type 1-like. Gene Ontology annotation, biological process: G protein-coupled receptor signaling pathway. Gene Ontology annotation, molecular function: G protein-coupled peptide receptor activity. The record is from RefSeq and is a predicted model, not a curated record. Bases 1 to 1020 code for a protein of 339 amino acids. NCBI's taxonomy places the organism in Eukaryota, Metazoa, Mollusca, Gastropoda, Aplysiida, Aplysiidae. The transcript has a single exon. Gene Ontology annotation, cellular component: plasma membrane.